This is a messenger RNA of Chiloscyllium plagiosum (whitespotted bambooshark), 2061 nucleotides long. It is a transcript of the gene setd4, whose product is annotated as SET domain containing 4. The record is from RefSeq and is a predicted model, not a curated record. Lineage: Eukaryota; Metazoa; Chordata; Chondrichthyes; Orectolobiformes; Hemiscylliidae. Gene Ontology annotation, biological process: peptidyl-lysine monomethylation; peptidyl-lysine trimethylation. Gene Ontology annotation, molecular function: protein binding; protein-lysine N-methyltransferase activity.
GGCAAAAUCGACCUUGGAACGGAAACGGGGACCCAGGAGAGGUAAACCUGGGACUGGUAUUAGAGACUGAUCUGGAUCUAAUUGCAAAAGCCUGUCCGGUUGUGCGUUUACUUUGUUUUGAUCAGUGCAUUGUGAAAGCUGACUGAGUUAAUGUAGCCAGAGAGGGGCGUACUCUAUUACACUUCAUUGCUGUAGACUUGUGCAAAAGUGACUUUAGUCAUUUUUAAAAAAAAAUCGCUGGGGUUUUUUCCCCGGAAAACGCCCAGAGAAGAUUGAUUCUUUGCAUUUUGUGCUUAAGCAUGUGAAUGAUGUCCAAAAGGAAAGGCCGGGCUUAUAGAAGAAGGAGGCGGAAAGGUAGCGUGAGCCUGGGAACACACGCGGUGGAGACUGGAGCCAACAUUAGUCACGAACCAGAUUUUGUGCAGCUGAGGAAGUGGCUGAAAAAGAAGGGCUUCAAUGGCUUCUACUUGGUGCCAGCAAAUUUUCCAGAUAUUGGCAGAGGAUUAAUGACCAGAAAAGCACUUGAGCCGGGAGAUCUUGUUAUUGCAUUACCUGAGAAAUGUCUGCUCACCACCAACACCAUCCUCAGCAGUUAUAUGGGUGAAUACAUUAAGAGGUGGAAGCCUUGUUUGUCUCCCCUCCAAGCCUUGUGUACUUUUCUCAUUGCUGAGAGACAUUUUGGGAGCCGGUCUCCGUGGAAGCCCUAUAUUGAUGUGUUACCAAAGACAUACACAUGCCCAGUUUAUUUGCCAGAGGAAGUAAUUGAGCUGUUUCCCAGCCCACUGGUUAAGAGGAUUCAUGAGCAAAAGAGAAUGGUUCAGCAGCUGUACCUUGCUUCGAAAUGCUUCUUUGGUUCGUUGCAACCCUUAUUUUCAGAGCUUGUAGAGAAAGUUUUUACUUAUGACGCCUUCCGCUGGGCUUGGUGCAGUAUCAAUACCAGGACGAUUUAUAUGGAGCAUAAGCAGAGUGAGUUCUUGACCCAAGAACCAAAUGUCUAUGCCUUGGCACCAUAUUUGGACCUCCUGAAUCACAGUCCCUCUGCUCAGGUAACAGCUGCUUUCAACCAGAAAAGCAAACAUUAUGAAAUCCGAACAGUGACAAAGUGCAGGCGGUAUGAGCAGGUUUUCAUCUGCUACGGCCCACAUGACAACCAGCGGCUCCUGCUGGAGUACGGAUUUCUCACAAACAGCAAUCCACACAAUGUCGUAUAUGUCAAUAAAGAACUCCUUUGCAACCACAUUUCUGAAAAGGACAAACUAGUGAACAGGAAGAUGUUGUUUCUACAGGAUGAAGGCCUCCUGGAAAACCUGACGUUUGGAUUCGAUGGACCAUCUUGGAGGCUUCUGACAGUUCUUAAGAUCUUCUGUCUUAGAGCAGAGGAAUAUUUACAAAGGAAGAAGGUCUUGCUUGGCCUGUCUAUCACUGCUGAUAAUGAGUUGGGCAGUUUGGAGCUUGCGGAAAAAAUCUGUUUCCAUCUAAUCAAUGAAAACCAGAAAGCGAUGCAAAAUAUUUCUAGACUAUUAAAUGAAAUUGUUGAGGUUUCAGACCAUCUGGAGUUGGUAGCAAAUGUUCGAAGAGAAGAACUACAGAUACUGCAAGCUUCAGCUGAAGUAUUACAAAAUAUGAGAGUUACUGCUCCCACACGAUCAUAGGCAAUACUCCUUGCUGCUUGACUGUAAAUAGUGAUCAGACUUGAACAGCUGUUUGGCUCUGGGAAGACCACAUUUAUUGUUUAAAACAAUUUGUUGUGGAAAAAAUUCUACAGCAUUUGCUGAUACUGCUGUAAUUCAUGAAAGACUUGGGAAGAUGAUCAGUAUGAACUCCCUACAGGAGAACACAAUGGAAAAGCAAAGGGGAUUUGUUGCACAGUGACCUGGUACAGUGUGCAGUUCCUCACAUAAAAGCUGUGCUUGCGGUUUGAUUUCAUUGGAACCUCUCCAAUGAAUUAUUGCCUUCCCACUGGAAUAAAAGAAAUGAGGAGUGAUCAAUCCAGUUUAAAUAUGUAAUGUUAGCUUUUCAACAAUAAAAUUACUGCUGUUUUAAGUAGCUAUUUUUCUGAAA